Molecule: messenger RNA, 843 nt
Organism: Hansenula anomala
Lineage: Eukaryota; Fungi; Ascomycota; Saccharomycetes; Phaffomycetales; Wickerhamomycetaceae
Gene: PET8
Product: Pet8p
Exons: 2
Coding region: 1-843 (280 amino acids)
Cellular component (GO): mitochondrial inner membrane
Molecular function (GO): S-adenosyl-L-methionine transmembrane transporter activity
Source: RefSeq, a predicted model, not a curated record
AUGUCUGGAAAUGACUUCUUCAUCUCUCUUUUGAGUGGUGCUGCUGCUGGUACUUCAACUGAUCUUACAUUUUUCCCAAUAGAUACUGUCAAAACAAGGCUUCAGGCUAAAGGUGGAUUCUUCAAAAAUGGUGGGUACAAAGGUAUAUAUAGAGGUCUUGGUUCAGCCUUGAUUGCAUCUGCCCCAUCUGCAUCUCUAUUCUUUGUUACCUAUGAUACAAUGAAGGUCAAAUUACAACCCGUUAGUGAAAGCUACAUCAAAAGUAAAAAUUUAGCAACAACAGUGACACAUAUGGUCUCUGCAUCUUUAGGUGAGAUCUCAGCUUGUUUGGUGAGAGUCCCAGCUGAAGUCAUAAAACAACGUACUCAAACAUCUGUUGCAAAUUCAUCUUUAGAUACUUUCAAAAUACUUUUGAGAAACGACAACAAAGAAGGUUUAAUUAAGGGUUUCUAUAGAGGCUGGAGUACAACUAUUCUUAGAGAAAUCCCCUUCACAAUCAUACAAUUCCCAUUGUAUGAAUGGUUGAAGAAAACUUGGUCUACAAAACAAAACUCACCUGUUAACCCAAUUCAAGGUGCCCUUUGUGGUUCUUUAGCCGGAGGUGUUGCUGCUGCUUUAACAACUCCUUUAGAUGUCCUAAAGACCAGAAUAAUGUUGAAUGAAAAAAGAGUAUCUGUGAUAUAUCUUGCAAAGAUAAUUUUUAAAGAAGAAGGAUUCAAAGUCUUUUGGAAAGGUGUUGGUCCAAGAACCAUGUGGAUCAGUGCCGGUGGUGCAAUCUUUUUAGGAGUCUAUGAAACUGUUAGUUCCCUACUCACAGGUCUAAAACAUAAAGAAAAAUCAUGA